Molecule: messenger RNA, 2625 nt
Organism: Thyridium curvatum
Lineage: Eukaryota; Fungi; Ascomycota; Sordariomycetes; Thyridiales; Thyridiaceae
Exons: 3
Coding region: 1-2625 (874 amino acids)
Biological process (GO): DNA-templated transcription; regulation of transcription by RNA polymerase II
Cellular component (GO): chromatin
Molecular function (GO): RNA polymerase II cis-regulatory region sequence-specific DNA binding; DNA-binding transcription factor activity, RNA polymerase II-specific; zinc ion binding
Source: RefSeq, a predicted model, not a curated record
AUGGACAUCAGUGACCUCCUUGUUCGCCAUGAAAAGCUUGUUCACCUCAACGAGAACAACAAGGAUGGCUCCCGUCCGAGGAAAACCUCGACGGUCAACGUCCAGACGGGCCCGCCGCCCGACAGCAGGACCGAUGGCCAGAUGCUCGGCAUACAACCGCAUCGCGCGGCACCGCCGCAUUACAAUGCCGACCCCAUGAUGACGCCCGCGCCUUCGUCCUUGUCGUCGGACGCACAACUGUCACAGAGGACGGCGCCUGCCUGCAACCUUGAUCUUCUGUCCGAUGCCGCGACCCAUCUCGCCAGCGCUGGCGGCGUGCACUCCAUCGCACCGUUGAUGUCGGACGUAGCGCAGGCAUCGGGGGGCUUGGGGAGGGUCAAGUACGACGAGGGGAUGCAGUACGGAGACCGUGGACGGGAGAACGAGCCUGCUGCCAUGCCCGGGCAGUUCCCAGCACAGCCCGCGACGGCUUCCUUUGACGACUACCAUCUGUUCCUUGACGAGUUUGCCUCAUCGCCUCACUUCCUCCCUCCACCCCUGGACUCAGAUCCGUCGUCAGGCCUCUGGCCGAAGCAAGGUGUAGAUAUGCAAGGUCGUGGCGGAGCCCUCAAGGGCAUGUCAUCCUUCCCAUCGACGAGGUUCUCAUCGCUGCAGCCAGACAUGCGGAAUCCGGCCGAGAGCAUGCAGGACGACGCCAUGAGGGCGCCCAUGUGGAGGAUAUCCGCCGGCGACCACACCGUGAUCAAGAACAGACUUGACGAGUUUUCGCCUGUGCUGCCGGCCGACUUCGUCUUCCCCUCGCGGCAUACCCUGACUCGAUUCCUGGAGGGCUACAUCACCGGCUUCCACGAGCAUCUUCCGUUCCUGCACAUCCCCACCUUGUCGCCUGCCGAACUGUCUCCAGAGUUGCUGCUUGCCAUAUUAGCCGUGGGUGCACAAUAUCGUUUCGAGAGUCACCGCGCGCAUGCGUUGUGGUAUGCUGCCAAGGCUGUUGCUCUGGAACAGAUCAGGCGGCGGCAUAGCCACGAGGUGCACGGCUUGCUUCCGACGCAGGCGGCCUACAGUCCGCACUCGACUCGUCCUUCGCCGAGCAACACCUAUCGGCAUUCUUUCAGUUCGGUCCACCAGGAACGCCCCAUCACGCAGGAUACUCACCGCGAGCCAUUUUCUCCCAACACACCGCAGUCUCGUCUUGAGACUAUCCAGGCGCUGCUCUUGUUGUUUGCCGUUGGUCUGUGGGGGGCCAAGGCGAUCCUGCACGAGGCGCUGUCCCUUCAGAGCCAACUGGCGCUUCUCAUCCGGGAGGAAGGUCUCACUACCGAGGCCGCACCCCCGGUGGACUGGGAGUCGUGGAUCAGGCUGGAAGGGAGCAAGCGGACCAAGCUCAUCGCGUUCUGCUUCUUCAACCUCUGCAGCAUAGCGUACAACACGCCGCCGAUGCUGCUCACGUCCGAGAUAUACCUGCACCUGCCGCACCCCUCGCGGCUCUGGAGAGCCGAGUCGUCGUGGCAGUGGCAAGAGGCGCGGCAGGCCUGCCCGGCGCUCGACAUCUCCCUCCAGGACGGGUUCUCGAGGUACCUGAACCGGCCCUCCCAGGGCCCGCUCGAGCACAUGUCGUGCCUGGGCAACUACGUCCUCAUCCACGCCUUCAUCCAGCACAUCUACCUCCUCAAGCAGACGUCGUUUGCCACGGCGUCGCCGUUCGAUACCCACCGCGGCCUCAAGAUGGACGACGUCGAGGACGUGACGCAGGCGCUCCGCGUGUGGCAGGUCGGCUUCGAGCAGCACCGCCAGCAGCACGGCAGCGGCGGCGGAGACGCGCACGGGGCAGGAGGGGCAGGAGGGGCAGGGGGAGGGGACGGCCCCGUCGCGUUCAACUCGACGGCGCUGCUGCGGCUGGCGUACAUCCGGCUGUACACGGACCUGAGCCCGAGCCGGACGCUCGAGAGCCGGGACUACGUGCUCAUCGCCAACGGGUUCCAGGAGGCGCCGCUGCUGGUGCGCAGCCAGCGCCUGACGAGGGCCAUCUGGCAGGCGAUCCACGCGCUGUCGCUGCUGGUCAAGGUCGGCGUCAACUAUGUCGCGCGGACCAAGAGCUUGGAGUGGAGCAUGCAACACACCCAAGGCUUUGAUCAUACUAACCAAUCUCCCCGGGACCCAGUCUGCAACCUCGAGUGCGCCAUCCUCCUCUCGAAGUGGCUCAUGACCCUCGCGGCCGUCACGGUGGCCGACCCGGCCGUCAGCCCGGAGGAGAAGACCCUGCUCGAGAUGGUCCGGCGCAUGCUCGACGAGACCGAGUUCGCCGUGCCCAUCGACCCGUCGCUGGCGUCGUCGCCGGGCGGCGGCGGGACUACUACAGCUGGUAAUAGUAGUAGCAGUAGCGACCCGGAGAAGCUGCGGCAGCUGGCGGGCGCCGUGGUGCGGCUCUGGGCCGAGACGUUCAAGGGCACGCACAUCUUUGAGAUGGUGCGGGUCAUGAGCGUCGGGCUCGAGGGGUACGCCGACCUGCUGACCAAGCAGGACCGGGCGCCGGGCGGGCUCGUCGUGGUGGGCGGUGGCGGCAGCGGCGGCGGCGGCGGCGUGGGUGCGGCGGGCCGGCUGGGGUCCGGGUCGAGUCUUGGCUGA